Molecule: messenger RNA, 2124 nt
Organism: Scylla paramamosain (green mud crab)
Lineage: Eukaryota; Metazoa; Arthropoda; Malacostraca; Decapoda; Portunidae
Product: putative neural-cadherin 2
Exons: 7
Coding region: 711-1976 (421 amino acids)
Biological process (GO): homophilic cell-cell adhesion
Cellular component (GO): plasma membrane
Molecular function (GO): calcium ion binding
Source: RefSeq, a predicted model, not a curated record
UAUGCUGAGGAGAUGAGACGGGAAAGAGGGGGAGAAGGAGGAGGAGGAAAAUCAAUGGAAAUACAAGAGAACAACAGACAGGAAGAGAUGUGCUGGUCUAUAUCAAACGUAUAUGCUGAGGAGAUGAGACGGGAAGGAGGAGGAUAAGCAGAGAGGAGUAGGAGAAGAUAAGGAAGGAGUAGGGAGUGCAGGGAUGAGAGCGCAGGUCACGAGGGGCUGGUGGCGAGGUGGCGGACCAGGGCGCCUCAGUCACUCCCUGGCGCUCAUCGGCCACUGUCCUGUUGCUGCCUCACGCUCGCUGUCUCGCCGCAUCGCCGACGCUUCAUCGCUCGCUUGAAAACUCUCGUCCUCUCGAGACUUGACCAGCGGUGCGUGGUGAAGAGUUCCUUGCUGAACGACCGCGAUUCAUUUAGAGGAAAGAUGUUUCGUAAAGUUUUGUUCCAAGCAAACUUUUGAAAUCCGGCAAACGAUAAUUACUCACAGGGAAGCCGAAAGAGAGAAGUUGUGCAGCGCUGCAGGUGACAUUCCCCGGUACAGCAGGACAAGUGACAGGCCCUGCGCAGCACCCUGUGAACACGCUCUACAGUAACCUCACAGCUGUCCGCACCCCCUGAGGGAGCGCUGCCCCGAGGGGGCCAGGGCCAGGGUGGGGACGGUACCCCUGUGUUUGUAAUUAACUUUCGCUGUGCUGCGGCGACCAGUGUGUCACCAUGGACCCCGGCAGGAUCUUCCAGAUCAUCACCAACAGCACCCUGCUUGCAACGCGCCUCGUCUCUGGUCCGGGCGCCUCCUCCCUUGAGUUCUCGGAGCCUCGUUACUGCGCCGUCCUACCCGAAGACACCCCGCAGGCCGCCACCGUGCUCACCGUCGCCGCCACUCAUGCCAAAGGAGCCGAGGUGAGGUACAGCAUCACUGGCGGCAACAAAGACGGUCUGUUCACCAUCGACCAGCGAACAGGCACUGUCACUCUGGCCGCCGCCUUAGACUUUGAGAUCAACAACAAGCACGACCUGGUGGUGGCGGCGGAGGGCGGUGGUGAGACGACCUAUGCCAAGGUGCGGGUGAGGGUGAACGAUGUGAACGACAACGCGCCUUACUUCAUCGACCCGCAGCCCGAGGUGGUGGUCGUGGAGGAGGACGACCGCCACCUGCCCGCCACCAUUGCUACGGUAUCGGCUCAGGACAGUGACUGGCUGGACCACCACGGGCUGCUGUACACGGUGCGCGGCGAUGGGGUGGACGGCCUGGAUCCCGCUGACGCCUUCUUCACCAUUAACUCCCUUACCGGCGACCUCAUCCAGCUGAGGCCGCUGGACCGUGAUCCCCCACGCGGCAAGCCCGUGUGGCGAGUGCGUGUGCAGGUGCGGGACGGACAGGCCCUCUGGAGCCGCCAAGCGAUGCAUAGACACCUCGCCUCCCUUCCCAAGAGAGGCAACGUGAGCACACUUAAGAAAACGCGACUAAGAGGCAAGAGAGGUACGCGAUCUGAUUCCAGGGCAGCCUUUUCCCCUUCAUCUGUCGCGGGAAAAGCUCAUUCAGGUAGAACAACUUGUGGUGGGAAUGCAGCGAGGAUGAGGGUGACGAAUGGAAACAGUAUGAAGAAAGCAGCCACGCCAGAACGCGGCGCCGAGGAUUCUAUGCCCAUGAAGGAAAAAAAACCGAAGCGAGAGGAGCGACGCGGUAGCCAAAAUGAGGCCGCCCUGUCUUUAGGCAGUGAUGACAUCUCGGGGAGCGGAACGAACACAUGGACAAAAAAGAGUCAAAUAGCUCACGCUGCUAUCUCAGGAGAAAGAUGCCAGCACGCCCACCACACAGAAACCUUCAAGCUGCGGGGAAUCGUCGACUCCAAAGGAGAAACAUCGUUAGUAAUUCUAACCCGAAGGAAGACUCAGAAUGGAGGUCCUCACCGGCACACACCCGCAAUCCCAGGGUCCAUCCUCACUAUCUGGACCGUAAUGUUCCCAUGCUCCGCGUAAACCAGACGCGGAGCAAAACCCGAGGACAGGCCAGCGAGCGUUUCAAGGCAACAGGCACAGCUCAUUCCGCUCACGGCCACAAGACGGAACUUAAAGGAAACGGGAGCUCAGCAUCUUCCUUCUACCGGCGGCUUCGGGGCCUUCAGCU